UAAAAGGCCUCCCUCCCCAGGCUCCUCACCCGCAGCAUCCUGAGAGACUUGUCCUGACUCCUGUGUCUGAGGUCAAGUUUGUGCCAAGAUGUCCAGUCAGCAGAACCAGCAGCAAUGCCAGCCCCCUCCCAAGUGCCCCAGCCCCAAGUGCCCCAGCCCCAAGUGCCCCCCCAAGAGCCCAGCACAGUGCUUGCCUCCAGCCCCCUCUGGCUGUGGCCCCAGCUCCAGCGGUGGCUGCUGCCUGAGCCACCACAGGCGCCACAGGCCCCACAGAUGCCGGCGCCAGAGCUCUGAGUCCUGUGACAGUGGCAGUGGUCAGCAGUCUGGGGGCUCCGGCUGUGGCCACCACGGCUCUGGGGGCUGCUGCUGACCUGGAUUCUGAUGCUGAGACAAGCGACUUUAGAGGAAACAAGAAGCCAAAGGGCCAAGGAA
Rhinolophus ferrumequinum (greater horseshoe bat) is the source of this 432-nucleotide messenger RNA. RefSeq names its product late cornified envelope protein 3D-like. NCBI's taxonomy places the organism in Eukaryota, Metazoa, Chordata, Mammalia, Chiroptera, Rhinolophidae. The record is from RefSeq and is a predicted model, not a curated record. The transcript is spliced from 2 exons. The coding region runs from base 89 to 370 and encodes 93 amino acids. Gene Ontology annotation, biological process: epidermis development.